This is a messenger RNA of Vitrella brassicaformis, 2493 nucleotides long. The record is from the annotation of a GenBank genome assembly. Lineage: Eukaryota; Vitrellaceae.
CUUUUCGGAGCAAAAACGACGUUUUCGGCAGCUGACCACGCUGAGGACCGUCACAGUCGUCAGUAGAGAAGCCCGAUCUACCAAAAAACUGACAAAAUGAGUGAGAUGAACAGGCGAAAUGAAUGACCCUUUUGGCCACGUGUGGCUGUCCGCAUCAGUGUUUGGCGUGAAUGCUGUUGUUGGAGCCGUCCAGCAAGUGAUCGGCUUCAUUGUGCGCGUCAUCCAGAUGGCGCUCUUCUUCAUCUCACUCUUCCUCGGUGUGCCACACACACACAGACUCCAAGAAGCACCGACACUCCCUGUGUGUGUUGCAGGUGCGGUGUGGUACUUACAGGAGAGCAUUCUUUUCCACCCUGAAUGUGCGCCAACACAACAAGAGCACUUAUUAAGCGAAGGCCACGUCUGCGGCAUGUGUGUGCGGUGUGUGUGUGUGUGUCGUGUCAGUGCCCAAAGGCAUGAAGACGCCCAGUAUGAACCCUCCCGGUUAUAGGCGGCCCGACGAGGCGGCUGACCUUGGACCGCCCAUAGCCAACAUGCCCUAUGACGACGUCUACACGCGGACCUCCGACGGCGUCCGCAUCAACAUGUAUGUCAGCCACUCACAUAGAGGUGCACAGGCGGGGUCGUGGCAGGGGUAGAUGAUACUUCGGUUCUUCGCUGCUGCUGCUAUGUGUGUUUGUGCAGGUGGUUGAUUCGUCAGCGGUAUGGGGACUGGAAGACGCGGCCGACCAUCAUCUUCUUUCAGGGCAAUGCUGGAAGUGAGCACACACGCACGUGCACUGUGCGGAUGGGGAUGCAUCCAUCGGUGUGCAUCGUGUGUUGUGUGUUGUGUGUUGUGUGCGUGUGUGUGUUAGACAUGGGUCUGCGGAUGCCCAACUUCUGGCGGAUGUACGAUUACCUUCGCUGCAACCUCCUCACCCUCUCAUACCGAGGGUCGCCAACCAACCAACCAACCAUACCCUCUCACAGAGGCGUCCAUGCCCUCUCUCUCUGUGUGUGUGUUGUGGUUCCUCCAGCUACGGGCACAGUGAGGGCCACCCGACAGAAGUGGGCGUCUAUCGGGACGGAGAGGUCAGCCGGAGGCAGACACGAGAGGCAAAUGGCAAUUUUGUGCAUGCCUGGCCCCCGGGGUAUCUGCAGGCCGCGUUGCAGUGGCUGCUGGACGCAUCGGACGUCGACAAGACCAAAAUCUUCCUCUUUGGAAGGUGAGAACGGACGCCGUCGAUGACUGCCAAUCACAGACAUUUGUGGCUGCGUGGCUGUCAGGUCUCUUGGCGGGGCGAUAGCUCUCGACUUGGCAAUGAAAUACCCACAACACGUAGGCCGGCCAUGCCGCAUGACACACACGGAAGCCGCCCCUAGAAUGAGUGAGUCGUGCUGUUGUGUUUUGUGUGGAUGCCAUCCGCCAUCAGGUUCGCGGUGUCGUGGUGGAGAACACCUUCACAAGUCUGUCAGACAUGGUUGAGGUGCUCUUCCCGUUCCUGCUGCCGCUCAAGUGGCUCGUCACCAAACUACAAAGGUCAGUCCAUGACACAUGCACAUAAUAACAGGAAGGAUGGGCACGUGUGUGAUGUGUGUGUGUAGGCUGCACAUGGACACCAUCCACCGCGUGCCACAUGUGGUCGCUCCGACGCUCUUCAUCGCCGGACAGGCGGUGGGCGCUUACACACACACACGCACACACGCUCGAACACUCGAACACACGUUGGUGUUCGCUCCAUCCGUUCAGGACAUGCUGGUCCCGCCUGCUCACAUGGAGCGGCUGUACGCGGCCAGUGGGUCUCGGCACAAGAAGAUCUGCCGCAUCGCCAACGGCACACACAACGAGACCUGGACAGACCCACACGAGUACUUCCAGGUCAGCAAUCCACCCACCUCACCUCACCCCUGCCAUCUAUCCAUCCACCCAUCUCUGUCCAUGGCUACAGGCUUUUCGCGCCUUCAUUCACGAGGCCGAGGCCAUCCCGCUGCCCGAGGCUCCUCCCCCAAAGGCCCCCGCCACGCCCCUGAAUGGCGGCAAGGGUGACGACAGGGCCGCCACGGACGUGUCGACCAGUGCGUCGUCGAGAUGCACGGCAGCCGACGACAGCAACCACAAUAACAGCCACAUGAACAUGCCUAUGCACAGCGGGGGGGCGGUGGUGGUUGGCGAGAUGAAUGGGCCGACGGGACAUGACAAGAACAAAGUUGUGUGAAGAGGGGCAGGGGGAUGCUGCCGUCUGUGUAUGGGUGCGUGUGUGAUGAGUGUGCGUGGCUGUAAAGCUAAUUGAGAGGGAGAGAGGGAGGGAGGGGAGUGGCAGGGAGUGUGUCUGAGUGCUUGUUUGUAACUGAGUGUGGGAGGUGGGGCGAUGUGUUGUGCAGCUCUCUCUAUAGUAUAGCGUGUAUUUGUUAUGUCAAUGACUUUGCCGCUACGUCCAUCCAAGAGGCUAUAGAAACGACGAACUGAUCGAGCACCAGUGAUGAGUGAAUUAUUGAAGGGUCUGAACCAGCCAA